AUGACUCCUGACUUAUUUAGACUACCUGUAACUAUAUCAUUAUUGAGAGUUGUUUAUUCUUCUCAGAAGCAGCUUAAGUACAAGGCUAUUGAAAGUUUUUGGAAUGAUUAUAAAAUUGAGUUACCUAUGUUUAAUAAUAAUUUUCUAAGAAGUGGAAGUGAAUCCUCCUGGGAUAAGGAUAAGAUGCAAUCUUCUCUUGCUGCUCCUGGACCCCAACAUGGACUUGCUCAUACAUCCCUGGCUAACCAGCCAAGCUUUGGGGGUGCUCCUGCCCUCAAUCCACUGCAGCAGAACCACUUACUGACCAAUAGACUGGAUCUGCCAUUUAUGAUGAUGCCUCAUCCCCUACUUCCAGUCAGCUUACCUCCUGCAUCAGUUGCCAUGGCAAUGAAUCAGAUGAACCAUCUCAAUACUAUUGCCAACAUGGCUGCUGCAGCCCAGAUUCACAGUCCACUCUCCAGAGCUGGGGCCUCUGUUAUAAAGGAACGGAUCCCAGAGAGUCCUUCUCCUGUUGCCUCUCUGGAAGAGAACCAUCAUCCUGGGAGUCAGGCUUCCUCCCACCCCAGCAGCAGUGUGUCCAGCUCUCCCUCUCAGAUGGAUCACCAUUCAGAGAGGAUGGAAGAGGUACCAUUUCAAAUUCCAACAAUGAAGUCACCCUUGGACAAGAUCCAACUGACUCCUGGGCAGGCAUUGCCUCCUGGAUUUCCUGGACCACUCAUUUUCGCUGAUAGUCUGUCCUCCGUGGAGACACUGUUGACCAACAUUCAGGGUCUGCUGAAAGUGGCUUUGGAUAACGCUCACAUCCAGGAGAAGCAGAUUCAACAAGAAAAAAAGGAACUGCGAAUGGAGCUCUAUAGAGAGAGAGAAAUUAGAGAAAACCUUGAAAGACAACUUGCAGUUGAGCUUCAAAGCAGAACUACCAUGCAAAAACGUCUGAAGAAGGAGAAAAAAGCCAAGAGAAAACUGCAGGAAGCCUUGGAAUAUGAAUCAAAGCGCCGGGAACAAGUGGAACAAGCAUUUAAGCAAGCCACUACUAGUGACAGUGGCCUGAGAAUCUUGAAAGAUACUGGAAAUCCAGAUGUUGAAAUAGAAAACAAUGGGACUCCUCAUGAUAGUACUGCUGUGCAAGCUUUAGAAUAUUUAGAAACCCUGUUUCAUGUAGAUUUGCCCAUCAUUUUUACAGAACAAAGAAUGUCAGAGCUCAUGGAUCUUCUGUUAAUACCUGUCUCUGCUGAAGUUGAGUAG
Molecule: messenger RNA, 1245 nt
Organism: Canis lupus familiaris (dog)
Lineage: Eukaryota; Metazoa; Chordata; Mammalia; Carnivora; Canidae
Gene: DACH2
Product: dachshund family transcription factor 2
Exons: 9
Coding region: 1-1245 (414 amino acids)
Source: RefSeq, a predicted model, not a curated record